Arvicanthis niloticus (Nile rat) is the source of this 650-nucleotide messenger RNA. RefSeq names its product stimulator of chondrogenesis 1 (gene Scrg1). The record is from RefSeq and is a predicted model, not a curated record. Gene Ontology annotation, cellular component: neuron projection terminus; Golgi apparatus. Lineage: Eukaryota; Metazoa; Chordata; Mammalia; Rodentia; Muridae.
UUACGUGGACCAAAUCCCCAGGGACAGAAAGGAGUUCCUGAGGACAGUGGUGUACAGAAUAAAGAGAACAAAGGAGUCAAGACUACCCCAGUGAGCUGGAGCAGUGAAGAAGAUUCUCCUGCCAAUAACAUUGAAAAGAAAGAGGAAGGAGCGAGAGCCAUGAUGAAAUUUGUGGUACUUGUCACCCUCGGGCUAACUCUGCUGUUAGGAACACAAGCCAUGCCUUCAAGUCGCCUCUCCUGCUACAGAAAGUUGCUAAAAGACCGUAACUGCCACAACCUUCCGGAGGGCGGAGCCGACCUGAAGCUGAUUGAUGCAAAUGUCCAGCAUCAUUUCUGGGAAGGGAAGGGAUGUGAGAUGAUCUGCUACUGCAAUUUCAGUGAACUGCUCUGCUGCCCAAAAGAUGUCUUCUUUGGACCAAAGAUCUCCUUUGUGAUCCCCUGCAACACUCGCUAAGGAUCUGUAUGCAUUCUGGAGAACACGGUCCUGAAGUCCUUCACAGUCCCUAAUUUCCCACAAACGCUAUCAGCAUAGCAACCUUUCUGAUUUCCGUCCGGUGUACCCAAUCCAGCAUAGAUUCUAUAAAGUCUUACUUGCUAGAGUGAACUUGGGCUAACGUGGUAAUAAAAGUUGUUUCCCUUUGGCUUGUC